CGCGCUCGGCGCUGUCCCUCUUGCCUCUCCCAAGAUGGCGGCGGAGGCGGGACGCGGGGACGCCCUGGGCGGGGCUUAGCGAUGACGCCGCGCCGGCCGGUGUGGAGUCUCUUAAAGCGGCAGGCGCGCGCUGACAGGUGAGCGGCAGGUUGAGAGCAGGACUCCCGCGCGCCAGCCAGGCACCGGGCACGGUCCUCUCCCAAUGGAGCUAUCCUGCAGGAUCUCGGUUCCCCAGGGCUGGGUUCCUCCAGCCCCAGAAUCAGACGAACACACACAUAUUAACAGAGCGCGUCUGAGAGAACCAGGUCAAUCAGUACUCCCAAGCUGACCCCUUCAUAUGCCCCUGGACUCAGCAGACUGGGUCGAACAGCACUUUCAAUCUGCCACCCUCGUAUGUCCCAGGUUCAGCACGUCCCUAUCCCCACUACCACGUUACAGUUGUUCUGGUAGUAACCCACCUGAUGAGCAAACCCCACAGGAUUUUUGGGCGCUGCAGGGAUCUUUUAGCUUAGGUACGAGGAGCGAUGCCGCACAACGAAUGCGAAAAGGUGGGAUUUGGCUCAAAACAAAACACAGACUAUUCCCCUGCUGACAGAGAUCAAGCUUGGGAGAUUUUGGGGUGACGGUCUUUCUGCCAGCUGCCCUUUGAAUCUCUGCUCUUUGGUGAAUAAAAGGAUCCUCGUGUUCUCUACAAGUCAAUCUAAGUGCCGGGGGUAGAGGAGAGCCCUAGUCCAAGGCGGAACGGAUCCCGCGCCAUGGGCGGCCGGGCCAAGCCCCUGAGCCCCCUGACCCGCUGGUACAUCUACGCCAUCCACGGCUACUUCUGCGAAGUGAUGUUCACGGCCACCUGGGCCUUCGUGGCCGAGCGGGACUGGAAGUUCCAGGGCGUCACCAGCGUCUGGGCCCUGUUCAUCUACGGCACAUCCAGCCUGGUGCUGGAGCGGAUGUACCUGCUGCUGCGGGGCCGCUGCCCCCUGCUGAGCCGCUGCCUGUGUUACACCCUCUGGAUCUACCUGUGGGAGUUUGCCACCGGCUACCUGCUGCGCCGGUUCGACGCCUGCCCCUGGGACUACAGCCACUUCCGCUACCACCUCAUGGGGCUCGUGACGCUGGAGUAUGCCCUCUUCUGGUUCCUGGGCUCCCUGCUGCUGGAGAAGCUGAUCAUCGGGAACACCCUGCGGCUGCGACUGGAGGGGCCCAGCCCCACGGCUGCCCCUGCCGGCCGCUUCGCACCCCGCAAGGAUGCCUGA
Messenger RNA from Chelonoidis abingdonii (Abingdon island giant tortoise), 1250 nucleotides. Lineage: Eukaryota; Metazoa; Chordata; Testudines; Testudinidae. The record is from RefSeq and is a predicted model, not a curated record.